Chenopodium quinoa (quinoa) is the source of this 1308-nucleotide messenger RNA. RefSeq names its product probable 2-oxoglutarate-dependent dioxygenase ANS. The transcript is spliced from 4 exons. Lineage: Eukaryota; Viridiplantae; Streptophyta; Magnoliopsida; Caryophyllales; Amaranthaceae. Bases 114 to 1145 code for a protein of 343 amino acids. The record is from RefSeq and is a predicted model, not a curated record.
UCCUACGUCCCAUUUACAAACCACUGCCUUGCUUAGUUAAUUACUAAAUCAGCAUUAAUUAGCAUAUAUAAUUGCAUUAACAUUUUGUUUCAAAGAAAACAUAUAUAGUAGCAAUGGCACCCACUCUUAUGCCUGUUCAAGAAAUACUCCAAAGUGAUGUUGUGCCCAAAGGUUACCUACUAACCAAGGAUGACUACCAACUUGGUAAAGACGGCCCUCCUUCGUUGAUGGACACUGCAACUAUCGAUUUUUCUCUUUUAUAUUCAUCAUCUCCUGAUGAGCUUGCUAAGCUUCGCGUUGCCCUCACUUCUUGGGGCUGUGUUCAGCUAGUGAAUCAUGGUAUGCCACUUUCAUUACUAGACGAGGUACGAGAAAUGAGCAAGCAAUUCUUCAAACAGCCAUUAGAAGAAAAGGAAAAGUACUCCUCCAAAGGAGAGGACUUGGAAGGUUAUGGAAACACGAAUGCUGUUCAACGUGGAAGUCUCAAUUGGAAUGAUAAGCUUCAUCUCCAAGUUUAUCCCGAGGACAAACGCCAACUUCAAUUUUGGCCUGAAAAUCCUCGACAUUUUAGGACAACCUUACAUGAAUAUUCAAAGAAGAACCUAAUGAUACUUAGGACACUUCUAAAGGCUAUGGCACGUUCUCUUAACCUAGAAGAAGAGCGUUUUUUCGAGCUAUGGGGGGAUGAGAAUGAAGAUAAUACUCAUGCAAGAUUCAACUUCUACCCUCGAUGCCCAAUGUCGGAUCAAGUUGUUGGACUUAAACCUCAUGGAGAUGGAACCGCCAUUACCAUGCUCUUGCAAGACAAAGAGGUUGAAGGCCUUCAAGUCGUCAAAGAUGAUCGUUGGUUUCGUGUUCCUGUCAUCCCUCAUGCUCUCACCAUCCUUGUUGGUGAUCAGAUGGAGAUAGCGAGCAAUGGCGUCUUUAAGAGUCCAACCCACAAGGCAGUGGUAAACCCACAAUAUGAUCGAAUGUCCUUAGCCAUGCUAUUCAUCCCAAGCCUAGACAGAGAGAUUGGCCCACUAGAUGAGCUAAUCAAUGAAGAGAGGCCACAAUUAUACAAAAGGCUCAAGGACUAUGGUCAAGUUUAUACACAAUCCAUUCCUUCGGGGAAAAGACCUAUUGAUAUGAUGAAGAUUAAUUAGUAGAAUUUGUAAAGGGUUUUGUGUUCAUAGAGACACAAAUUACAGGAUGACUAUCCUUUGCCUAAUCUUUUUUCUUGAAUUUGUAGUAAUGUGGAAUAAUCAAUAAAGAGUCUAAAUUUGGUCUUUUAUCUUUAAUAUAAAUCAGCAUGUCUAUUAAUGUUAA